Suillus plorans is the source of this 1842-nucleotide messenger RNA. RefSeq lists its product as uncharacterized. Bases 1 to 1842 code for a protein of 613 amino acids. The record is from RefSeq and is a predicted model, not a curated record. Lineage: Eukaryota; Fungi; Basidiomycota; Agaricomycetes; Boletales; Suillaceae. The transcript is spliced from 6 exons.
AUGGCGGGCAAGAAGUGGGCUACUCCAGAGCAAGAGGAAUUUCUCCUCAGCUUCAUGUCUGAGUUCCGCGAGAGUGCCGCAACCAAGAACUACGAUGAUUUCUUCACGCGCAUCUGGGCUCUAUGGUUCGAAAGGUGGUCUGAGGAACGUGUCAUCUUCAAAGACAUGCCAGAUGACUAUGUUCGCACCCCGGACGACAUUAAGGCUCUGGCAAGAGCAGUUGAGAUGCGUCAGCAACAACUGGUUACCUGGUAUAGGUGGCAGAUAAACCCUGCACGUCAUGCUCGCUCAAAAGGCGCCAGGGGCGUGCUGAAAUUUGAUACCGUCUUAGGUGGGGGCGUGGAACUCAAAGGUACACGGGCACCCCAAAAAAUCGAUAUUUACUCGCACAAAUUCUAUGAAGCGAAGGUUAAGAAUGUUGCAGACAAUGCAAUUACAACAGAAAACAUCACCAAUAGAGGCCCGAAGCUGAACAAGCGCCGUGAGAUCACGCGGCAGAUGUACUUGGAGGAAAGCGAGUCUGUCAAAGCAGAUAUUGAUAGGAAGUAUCGCAAGGCGAAAGCAAAUUUCGCAAAAAAGCGCCAGCAGCUGAAGUCUGGGAAGCCAUUAAAACUCGAUGAUGCCACAAAAGUGAAAGCUAUUCGGGAGCUAGGUCCAAUGCUUGACCGCAUCCUCAAAUAUCUCGCGCACAUUACGGGCGGGUGGAAGUUUACGGUUCUUAUGGGAGGUCGUGAUCCUAGGACGGGUGAAACAUCAGUUUUCAACUAUCACGUAGGCGAACUUCAAAGUGGUGCCCAGUUCAAUCAUGUGUACAAAGACUUCGAUGGAAUGCAAGCUGCAUUCCUAGCAUUCGUUCAAAACGCUCUCGGUAUGGCUGAAGUUUCUAAAUUCAGAGACACAGACUUACGUGCUCCCCAAUCAGCAUUUGAGUCUACCCUACCACAUGAUGAGACGGCAGAGGAUGAAGACGAAGAGUCCUCAUCAGACUGGGACUUUGACGAAGAUAACAACAAUAGACGAGGAAAGAGUGUUGAGGAGGAUAUGAGUCAAGUCGAGGAUCUCGCACUCUUUGAUACAAACAACCUGUAUCGCAUGACUCCCCAAUCUGCCAGUGAUGAAAUUCUCGAGGAUCAUGCUAGUGGCUCACAUACUCCAUUGGAUACCCUCUUGGAUUCUGCAUUGCCCAAAGCGUUUCCCACAACUGCUAGCCAGGCAUCAGCUGAUGCAUCAGCUGAUGCAUCAACGGCGCUUGGCAGCAUGGCUGGAACUGUCGAUAAUUCAUCGCUCGCUACCGAAUUUCUUUCUCACUCUACUGCUUUCGACCCCAUCGUAGAAGGCACCGCCGAUUUCUCUGCCUUUGAUCCCCAUGCCUUCGCUGCUAUUGUCAACAAUCCCUACUUUGAGCCUGGUGUCCUUGACAAUGACUGGUCCAUGCGGGCCCUUGAUACUACCGACAAGUCGUCAGAUUUGCCUGCGCAGUCUCCCGCCAACCUGACAUCUCCAGACGACUGUGAUUGCCCCCCAUCAAAUCAAGAAAUGGAGGUGCUGCUCCCUGCUGUCCCAUCUGCGAAUAGUGAGGAAGGACAGGACGACGAUUCACUUCUCAACCAGCCGGAGGUUCAUCCUCGCCGUGGGGCACGCAGACGGCGUGUUGACAGAUCCCCGGCUCCUACAUCAUCCAUGGACCCACCUACAUUGCCAGUGCACAUGGAGAUGAACGUGCCUCGUCUCCGUGCACGUAACAAUGUUCCCUUCAAUCCACGAGAGCGUGAUAACAACAUUGGAGUCCCGGCACGUCGUGCUCGCCCCGCAGACUCACGGAAAAAGGCUCGGCACUCUUGA